AUUGGCGGGCAGAACAGUGGCGGGGGCGCGAUUGAAUUGCGAUGCGGGAGGGCGCAGACAGAGCCGCCUGCAUGUCCGCUCAGCCAGCGGUUCCUCGGGCUGUGGCUGCCGCCGCAGCCACCGCAGGAGCCAAGCUCACCCACCCGGGCAAGGCGAUCCUGGCCGGUGGCAUUGCUGGAGGUAUUGAAGUCUGUAUCACCUUUCCCACAGAAUAUGUAAAAACACAGUUACAAUUGGAUGAAAGAGCAAAUCCCCCUCGGUAUAGAAGCAUUGGUCACUGUGUGAGGCUAACCAUUCAGGAGCAUGGUGUCAAGGGUCUGUACAGGGGCCUCAGUUCUUUGUUGUAUGGCUCUAUUCCAAAAUCUGCCGUCAGGUUCGGAAUGUUUGAGUUCCUCAGCAAUAUUGCAAAGGAUUCAAAUGGGAAAUUAGACAACAAAAGGAGUUUACUUUGUGGCCUUGGAGCUGGUGUUGCAGAAGCUGUCCUAGUCGUCUGUCCAAUGGAAACUAUAAAGGUGAAGUUCAUUCAUGAUCAGUCCUCUUUAAAUCCAAAGUAUAGAGGGUUUUUCCAAGGUGUCCGGGAGAUUGUUCGGGAACAAGGCUUACGUGGCACAUAUCAGGGGCUGACAGCAACUGUCCUCAAACAAGGUUCAAACCAGGCUAUCCGUUUCUUUGUGAUGACUUCCCUUCGCAAUUGGUAUCUAGGUGAUAAUCCCCACAGAAAGGUGAAUCCAUUUAUUACAGCUGCAUUUGGUGCUACUGCAGGAGCAGCCAGUGUCUUUGGCAAUACUCCAUUAGAUGUCAUCAAAACCAGGAUGCAGGGCCUGGAAGCCCAUAAAUAUAAAAAUACACUAGAUUGUGCCUAUCAGAUCCUCAAAAAGGAGGGCUCAUUAGCAUUUUACAAAGGAACAGUUCCCCGUCUUGGUCGAGUCUGUUUGGAUGUAGCAAUUGUGUUUGUUAUUUAUGAAGAAGUGGUCAAUGUUCUCAACAAGGUCUGGAAAACUGCCUGAUGCUGCUUGUAUAAGUCUAACGAGGACAGUUUGGAUAGCUGGCUAGCCAAGGCCAAUGAGUGCAGAUCUAAAUUGAACUUAUUGCCUAUGGUUUAUUAUCAAAGGUGUUUGAAAUGCAAAAACUAUCACUCCGUCCUCAUUCUUUAAAGUGACAAAACUGUAAUCCAAACAUUACACUACUUCAAAGUUUAUAAGUUGUAUGCUGUAGAGAAAAGGUUAGUAGGGCAGCAUUACUAACUGCAUACAUACUGGCUCCUAACACAGCUGAAAUUAAUGAUCUUGGUAGGCAGAAAACCAAUUAAAGUAAAAACACUUGGCUGGAUUCUGCUGUUUACAUGAGUGUAUCUCUGGAUUAAUUUUAUUGACCAUUAAACUCCAAAGAGGCCCCAUCGAAACACAAAGCUGUGUCAAACAACUAAAAGUUUUUUGUUUGGUUUUAAAUGGAUUUUAGUUACUGUUAACUCGUGUAUGGACACUCAUUUAAUUUAAACCUGGCUUGCAUAGAUUUUACCCUGACGCAUAAACUAGUUUUAAAAGUGCACUGGUUCCAAAACAGAUUUAGGUAAUCUGAUUUUUAAACAUGUGCAACUUGUGUGUGUAGACAAGGCUUGAGUGCCUUCAAUAGAGUUACUGUUUACUUACACUGGUAUAAAUGAGAGCAGAGUCUGCCACACUGUUCUUGAAAGAUCACAUAUGCUGAAAAAUUGGAGAAGGGAGCAAACUUUCCAUGCUGGCUGACAGCAUCUGUCAGGCUGAAUAGCAAGUGUGUAAAUAGGGGUUUUGUUUUUUUUGUUUGGGUUUUGUUUUUACUUUUGAGUUUGAUUUCUGGGCCAGGAGGAAGCUGCCUUUUGGGCUUCUGCUGUGGAGAGAAUGCUGGACUAGCUUUCUGAUCUGAGGCAUUAGAAGCGGCAAGGAAUGCUUGGGACCAGAUCACUGGCCUAUAAUAGGGAUGUAAAUAUCAGUUUAAAAAGUUAACCGGUUAAAUGAUUAAAAUAAUAUUGUUUAAUUGGUUAACCGAGGUCACUCCGGGGCAGGGGGCCCACUGGCCGGGGCUGGGGUUGUGCUGGGGUUAACGGUUAAGGUCCAGUUAACGGUCAGCAUAAUGCUUACCAGCUAACUGUUUAACCUUUUACAUCCCUACUAUAUAAGGGCCCAGUCCUGCUAUAUUUACUUAAGUAAAGCUCAUGUUGAGUUCAGUGAGUCUUACUUGAGUAAGGACUGUAGGUCUAGCACUAUUCUAAAAUUGCAGAAUAAAGUUUCCAAACCUUCUGCAGUGUUUUAUGCUCUGUCUGUAUUACUUGGCCAUUGCAGUCUUACUGGAGAUCUGGCCCCAGAUUUCACUAACCCCUGCUUCCAGCUUCUUGAGGGACAUCACUGAACGUUGCUCUGAUGUUCUGUCUGGUAUAGGAACUCAGGGAGCUGCAUCUUCAAGGGUUAGAUAAUGCCCUAAAACAUAUUUUGUAGUCUUGUAUUUAUGAACAGAUAAAUACGUUGGUUCUUAAUAUAUGCUUUAGUAAUCAGCCUGCCAAACUGGAACACUGAGCAUGGCAAAUGGGUUUUUUUUCCCUGAAAGAGAGAAUAAACUUAAGACAUUAUAACACUUGUUCUUCAAAAAUUA
This is a messenger RNA of Caretta caretta (loggerhead turtle), 2625 nucleotides long. Its product is annotated as tricarboxylate transport protein, mitochondrial. Gene Ontology annotation, molecular function: citrate secondary active transmembrane transporter activity. The record is from RefSeq and is a predicted model, not a curated record. Gene Ontology annotation, biological process: mitochondrial citrate transmembrane transport. Gene Ontology annotation, cellular component: mitochondrion. Lineage: Eukaryota; Metazoa; Chordata; Testudines; Cheloniidae.